Molecule: messenger RNA, 1882 nt
Organism: Annulohypoxylon truncatum
Lineage: Eukaryota; Fungi; Ascomycota; Sordariomycetes; Xylariales; Hypoxylaceae
Product: Deuterolysin metalloprotease family-domain-containing protein
Exons: 3
Coding region: 306-1361 (351 amino acids)
Biological process (GO): proteolysis
Molecular function (GO): metalloendopeptidase activity
Source: RefSeq, a predicted model, not a curated record
GUCAAACCGCCGCUGAGAGUGGGAUCUAUCUGCUUGGCGCCUAAACCCAACGUUUGAGCGCAUGAUGCUGCCCUACCCCGUUUACAAAUUCCUGAUCGCGUCUACAUAGAAAAUUUCUGGAAAUAUGCCUUAUUCAGAGGCGAGGUCUCCAUUGUGGGAAAUGUCAUCGGAGCCCUAAGUCCGCUGGCUAUAAAGAGACGCCGUUUGCUCUGCUGAGUUGUGAGAAAUCUCCUCAUCGACAACGCGUAGCUCGCAAGAUCCUUAGCUACUAUCAAUUCGACCAAUUCUCGCAGCCUUCCUUCAAAAUGAAGUUCACCGCUGGUAUCUCCCUGCUCGCCGCUCUGGCCAGCGCUGUCUCGGUCGACCUGGCCAAGCGCGACACUCCUCUCGAUGUCAAGCUCGAGAUGAUUGGCAACACUGCUGUCAAGGCUAGCAUUACCAACACCGGUGCUUCGGACCUGAAGGUCUUCAAGACGGGCACUUUCCUCGACGAGAACGCUGCCACCGAGAAGGUUGCGAUCUACCAGGGUGGCAACAAGCUUCAGUUCGAUGGCAUCAAGCUCCGUGUUAUGACCACCGGACUCGGCGAGGAGGCUUUCCAGACCAUCGCCGCGGGCGAGACCGUCACGGCCACCUUUGACGUCGGCCAGGUUUAUGACCUCAGCGCCGGCGGUGACUACGACGUCGUGUCCGCUGGCGCCAUGUCCUACGCCGAGGCCAACACCACCGAUAUUGCCGGUGUGUUCCCUGUCUCCGGCAGCACCGUUACUGCUAAGGUCGAUGGCGUCGCGGCAAAGGAAGUCCGCCGUCGCUUCCACGCCAAGCGCAUCGACGUGCAGUCCGACUGCACCGGCACCAAGCUCAGCCAGACCAACACGGCCAUCAACAACUGCCGUUCCCUAGCUUCCGCCGCCCAGACGGCGGCCUCGUCCGGCUCCGCCACCAAGUUGAGCGAGUACUUCAAGUCGAGCUCGAGCUCCGUGCGCAGCACCGUCGCCGGCGUCUUCCAGAAGGUAGCCUCCGAGUGCGGCAGCACCUCCUCCGGUGUCUCCGACCUGUACUGCUCCGACGUGUACGCCUCGUGCUCGUCCGGUGUCUUGGCCUACACGUCGCCCUCGCAGUCGCUCAUGGUUAACUGUAACCUGUACUACACCGCGCUGUCGCCCCUCACCAGGACCUGCCACGGCCAGGACCAGGCCACGAGCACCCUGCACGAGUCGACCCACUUGACCCAGAUCAAGGGCACCGACGACUACAUGACCUACGGCUACGAAGGUGUUCGCGGCCUCAGCGGGGCCCAGAACCUGAACCACGCCGACACAUAUGCUCUCUUCGCCAACGCCAUCUACGUCGGCUGCUAAGCGCGUUCGCUGCCACUGCACCCUCUGGUUUCGGCCGUCGGAUGAAGGGGAGGCGAGGAAGAGGCAUUUUGCUUUGCGCGAUCAAUGCUAGCGUCUGUGGCUCUCUAAGAAAAAAGGGGGGGAUUAAGUUGGGAAUAUCGGAGCAACAAAAGAAAGCAGGAACUUAGGAAACAAUAGGAGAAAGCUUAUUGUCCUCCUUGCUUCAUCCCCCCCCCCCCCCCCCUUUAAAAUAAGCUCACCGCGAGGCAGAUAGUUGUUUCAUGUUACCUGCUACUUUCCUUCGAUGUUCAUCAGACGGUGGGACAAAGCCCACAAGACUGGCGGGGAGGGAGCGUUAAUAGGCGACAAAGCGGGAUUCACGUGUCAUGUCUCGAUUGUGUAUUUGUGUAAUUCGAUGUUCGAUAUUGUGUGUUAGGAUAUGCAAGAUGAAUGUCUUUUAUGUGGUACGACGACGUGACAAUUGGACAAUGAUUUGACAAUGCGACAAGGAACAAGGCGAUUGUCGAUUGUCGAUUGUUUGU